Messenger RNA from Phytophthora sojae, 336 nucleotides. RefSeq lists its product as hypothetical. The transcript has a single exon. The record is from RefSeq and is a predicted model, not a curated record. Lineage: Eukaryota; Oomycota; Peronosporomycetes; Peronosporales; Peronosporaceae. The annotation marks the transcript as partial.
CCGCGCACCCCUAACGCCAAAGAUCUGUCGCUUGCUACGAAGCUGGAGAUCGUGCUGUUCCUCUCUGGCAUGGCCACCUGUGGAAAGCUUCCACGGGGGGGCAUCUCGGAGGCUGCAGCACGAUUUGGUUGCCAUCGCAACACAGUGCACAAGCUGUGGAGUGGCCGCGCCACUAUUGCCGUGCAACGGCCGAGCAACCGCGGCCGGCCCCGGGCCUACACAGAUGGGGCUAUCAAGGCCAAGAUUGCGUCGGCUCCGGUGGAGAGUCGGACCACGCUGCGUGGUCUCGCCGCCGCCACAGGUAUCCCGCGGACCCAGCUCUUCCGACGCUUGCAG